Lolium rigidum is the source of this 1359-nucleotide messenger RNA. Its product is annotated as aspartyl protease family protein At5g10770-like. Gene Ontology annotation, biological process: proteolysis. The transcript has 2 exons. Gene Ontology annotation, molecular function: aspartic-type endopeptidase activity. Bases 1 to 1359 code for a protein of 452 amino acids. NCBI's taxonomy places the organism in Eukaryota, Viridiplantae, Streptophyta, Magnoliopsida, Poales, Poaceae. The record is from RefSeq and is a predicted model, not a curated record.
AUGGCGUAUGUAGCCCAGCUGCUGCUUCUCGUCCUGUGCACCUUGACCUACCAUUCUCUUGGUGCAGCAGAUGCCACAGGCUCACUGAAGGCUGAAGCCGUGUGCGCCGAGCCACAAGUGACUUCAUCGUCGUCCGGCCGAAUCACGGUGCCGUUAAACCACCGGUACGGCCCGUGCUCGCCGAUGCCAUCCACAAACGAGCCGACCAUGGCGGAGCAGCUCCGCGCUGACCAACUCCGAGCUGAAUACGUCCGCCGCAAAGUCCUUGGUCUCGGCGACGAGCCGAAGCAAUCAGAGCUCACCGUGCCCACCACGCUGGGAUCUGCCCUGGACUCGAGGUUGUACGUGAUCACCGUCGACAUCGGCACCCCGGCCGUGACCCAGCACAUGAUCAUCGACACUGGCAGCGACGUGUCGUGGGUGCAGUGCAACCCAUGCCCGGAACCUUCUUGCCACGCCCCGAACGGCACCCUCUUCGACCCCCUCCAGUCGAGCACCUACGUUCCGUUCAACUGCACCUCCGCGACGUGCCUCCAGCUCGACGGCAACAACGUUGGCUGCUCGAGCUCGCAGGAAUGCCAGUUCUACGUCGGGUACGGCGACGGCGCAAACACCACCGGGACGUACGGGGCCGACACGCUGGUGCUAACCGACUCGGAAACGGUCAGCGGCUUCCAGUUUGGCUGCAGCCACGAGGCGGACGGGUUCACCGACCAAACCGACGGGCUCAUGGGGCUCGGCGGCGACGUACAGUCGCUCGUGUCGCAGACGGCGGCGACCUACGGCAAGGCCUUCUCCUACUGCCUCCCGGCGACCUCGAGCACCUCCGGGUUCCUCACGCUGGGCGCGCCAAACGACACAUCGGACUUCGUGACGACGCCCAUGCUCAGAGUCAAAGACUACCUAACGUUCUACAACGUGCUCCUCCAAGACAUCCAAGUAGACGGUAAUCUGCUCGGAAUAUCGCCCUCCGUCUUCGCCGCCGGCUCUUUGAUGGACUCCGGCACCCGCAUCACCACGCUGCCGCUGGAGGCGUACUCGGCGCUCUCCUCGGCUUUCAAGGCCAGCAUGACGCAGUACGCGGAGGCACCGCCAUGGGGCUACUUCGAGACGUGCUUCGACUUCGCAGGGGUGGAGCAGGACGACCUCACGAUUCCGCCGGUCGCGCUGGUGUUCGACGGGGGCGCCAUAGUCGACCUCGACCGCAGCGCGAUCAUUGACGUGGCCAGCAGCUGCCUUGCGUUUUUCCCCACCAACGAAACCGACGGCAGUGUCAUCGGGUGCGUGCAGCAGCGGACGUUUGAGGUGCUGCACGACGUCGGCCAGAGCGUCUUCGGCUUCCGCAAGGGCGCCUGCUGA